Molecule: messenger RNA, 2927 nt
Organism: Cydia splendana
Lineage: Eukaryota; Metazoa; Arthropoda; Insecta; Lepidoptera; Tortricidae
Exons: 2
Coding region: 216-2927 (903 amino acids)
Source: RefSeq, a predicted model, not a curated record
GUUGGAUAGUUGAACCACGCAAUAUAACUUUUACAAACCUGAAAAAAUAAAACAUAACCUAACAUAACUUUUGGCAAUUGGGUAACUAUUCGAAUUUUCGUGGGUUUAAACCGUGCUAAAGCAAAACUUAUUAUUUAGGAAGAACAAUUAUGGUUUAAGUGAAAAGGUAAUAAAAGUAAUAAAUAAAGCCUAAUAAAGGUACCUGAGUGGAGAUAAUGGAGGGAUUAUUAGCUGUAUGGAUAUUGGUGUCAGUCUUCUCAUUACACUCGAUAUCGGCCGGCUCACUAUCUGACGAGCUAACCCAUAUACUGUCCCAAUAUCGGACUAAAACUAAAGUAUAUAAAAACCCCAGAAGCUCUUCCCAAGUUACAGUCCAGCUUGAUAACAUGUUAAAACUAAAACAUAAUCUAAACAACACAAGAAGACAAACUAUUUGUGUUUCAAGAAAACCAUCGAGAUUUGUAGAUAAUAAACAUGUAGUAUUUGAUGUUCUCAAACCGAUGCUUAAAAAGAAAAUUAAAAUAGAACAGAAACAAAAGAAACAAGAAGCAGGAAGUCCAUAUUUAACUAUAUCUGCUUCAGAUUUAGUUCAUAAGAUCAUGUCAAGUGUAAUACCAUUAAACAAGACUGACAAUGUUAAACCUAAAACUGAUGAAUUUAAUAAAAGGUUGGUUACCGAACCUCAAAAGACAAUGAAGGGUAUAAAAUCUACGACAGCGCAUAAUACAACGCAACCCAAGGCAAGAGUAGUCGGAUCUGCCAAACUAAAGGAUAUUAUCAACAAGAGAAACGAAGAGGAUAAAAACAAUAGAGUUUUAGUAUUAGAAUCAGUGAAUACAAAAUCUACGACAGCGCAUAAUACAACGCAACCUAAGGCAAGAGUAGUCGGAUCUGCCAAACUAAAGGAUAUUAUCAACAAGAGAAACGAAGAGGAUAAAAACAAUAGAGUUUUAGUAUUAGAAUCAGUGAAUACAAAAUCUACGACAGCGCAUAAUACAACGCAACCCAAGGCAAGAGUAGUCGGAUCUGCCAAACUAAAGGAUAUUAUCAACAAGAGAAACGAAGAGGAUAAAAACAAUAGAGUUUUAGUAUUAGAAUCAGUGAAUACAAAAUCUACGACAUCGCAUAAUAUAACGCAACGCAAAUCAAGAUUCGUCAGACCUGCCAAACUAAAGGAUAUCAUCAUCAAAAAGAGAAUAAACGAAAAGGAUAAAAACAACAGAGCUUUAGUAUUAGAAUCAGUGAAUAUAAAAUCUACGACAGCGCAAAAUCCAUCGCAAAUACGUAAGUCAAGAUUAGUCAGAUCUGCCAUAAAGGAUAUCAUAAUCAACAAGAGAAUAGACGAAAAGGAUAAAAACAACAGAGAAUUAGUAUUAGAAUCAGUGAAUAUAGAAUCUACGACAGUGCAAAAUAUAAAGCAACCCAAAUCAAGAUUAGUCAGAACUGCCAUAAAUGAUAUUAUAAUCAACAAGAGAAUAGAUGAAAAGGAUAAAAACAACAGAGAUUUAGUAUUAGAAUCAGUGAAUAUAAAAUCUACGAUAGCGCAUAAUAUAACGCAACGCAAAUCAAGAUUAGUCAGACCUGCCAAACUAAAGGAUAUCAUCAUCAAAAAGAGAAUAAACGAAAAGGAUAAAAAUAACAGAGAUUUAGUAUUAGAAUCAGUGAAUAUAAAAUCUACGAUAGCGCAUAAUAUAACGCAACCCAAAUCAAGAUUAGUCAGAUCUGCCAUAAAGGAUAUUAUAAUCAACAAGAGAAUAGACGAAAAGGAUAAAAACAACAGGGAUUUAGUAUUAGAAUCAGUGAAUAUAAAAUCUACGAUAGCGCAUAAUAUAACGCAACCCAAAUCAAGAUUAGUCAGAUCUGCUAAACUAAAGGAUAUCAUCAUCAAAAAGAGAAUAAACGAAAAGGAUAAAAACAACAGAGCUUUAGUAUUAGAAUCAGUGAAUAUAAAAUCUACGACAGCGCAAAAUCCAUCGCAAAUACGUAAGUUCAGAUCUGCCAUAAAGGAUAUCAUAAUCAACAAGAGAAUAGACGAAAAGGAUAAAAACAACAGAGAAUUAGUAUUAGAAUCAGUGAAUAUAGAAUCUACGACAGUGCAAAAUAUAAAGCAACCCAAAUCAAGAUUAGUCAGAACUGCCAUAAAUGAUAUUAUAAUCAACAAGAGAAUAGAUGAAAAGGAUAAAAACAACAGAGAUUUAGUAUUAGAAUCAGUGAAUAUAAAAUCUACGAUAGCGCAUAAUAUAACGCAACGCAAAUCAAGAUUAGUCAGACCUGCCAAACUAAAGGAUAUCAUCAUCAAAAAGAGAAUAAACGAAAAGGAUAAAAAUAACAGAGAUUUAGUAUUAGAAUCAGUGAAUAUAAAAUCUACGAUAGCGCAUAAUAUAACGCAACCCAAAUCAAGAUUAGUCAGAUCUGCCAUAAAGGAUAUUAUAAUCAACAAGAGAAUAGACGAAAAGGAUAAAAACAACAGGGAUUUAGUAUUAGAAUCAGUGAAUAUAAAAUCUACGAUAGCGCAUAAUAUAACGCAACCCAAAUCAAGAUUAGUCAGAUCUGCUAAACUAAAGGAUAUUAUAAUCAACAAGAGAAUAAGUGAAAAAGAUAAAAACAGCAGAGAUUUGGUCUUAGAAUCUGUCAGUAAGUUAAUAAAAAACGAGAAAUUUAGAAAGCGUUUCGACUUAGUGAACCCUGCAAAUACACAAUUUAGCAAAAGACAGCAGUUAUUAUGGGAGAGAAUAAGGAUAAAGGCGGCCGAAGAGUUGCUUUUACACCCGAAACCUCUUCCUCAGAGGGCUACAGAGAGGAUAUAUGAUACUUUGAAGAUGGAUUUGGAGUUGGCGCCGACGGAACCGCCGGAGGACACGGGGCUGUUCAAAGAGUUUAAGAGUAGAAUUGAGAAGCAGUAUUAUUUGGAUUUGCUUGAGCGCUGA